AGGUUUUGUGUAUCUUUGUGUCUGAGAGAGAGAGAGAGAAGAGAAGAGAAUAAAAGAAACCGACAACAGAGAAAUGAGGAAUUCAAACAAAAACAGAAAAACACGAAGGAGCAAUUUCGUCCUGUGAAGUCCCAAAGAACUUGGUGGCAGAAAACCUAUUAUCAUGACGAGAACAACAAUAACAGCAACGACUAGAAAUAGUAGCAGAGGUAGCAAAUAAUUAUAAACGAUGAUUUAAUUGUCAAUAUAAUGUAUGAAAGACGAAGCAAGAAGAAAAAAACUUUUCCCUGCCCUCCCUCACAAUGCAAGACUUUAUUUCUGACAGGACCAUAACAUUAACAACAGAAGAAAAAAAAAUCUUUUUUUUGUCGCAAGGCUGACCAUAUGAACAUUUGUUAAAUUUAAAUGAAUGGAUAUCUCGCAUAAUGUAAUCAGAUGAUAUAUUUUAUUUAAUAUCCUAUAUAAGUUCGAGGUUAAUUCGAAUACAUAGAGGGGAGUAAACGAAAGAGAAAAAAAAACAGGCGAAGAUUAAUUAAAAACAAUAAUCCAAAAAAUAUCCUUUGGAGCUUAUACAUAAAACGAAACAGCGUUUUACUGUCUUGGGAAUUUUCUAUUUAAAGAAAAACCAUAUAUUUACAAGGAAAUUAACCGUACACAGAAGAUCAGACAUACAAACUCCACUAUGAUCGACUGGGAUUUCGUGAAGGAAAUUAUUCUAACCAUUUUGGCUUUUUAUUAUUACUUACUGGAUGGAAUUAUACGGGCCAUCCUGCCGGGAUGUUUUUAUGCGAAGGAUGUUGCAGGGGAGACGGUUCUUAUUACUGGAUCAGGAAGCGGAAUCGGCCGUGAGCUAGCCCUUCGGUUUGCCAAACUCGGCUGUCGAAUGGUCCUCUGGGAUGUUAAUGUUCCAGGCAAUGAUGCAACUGCCAAAGCCAUCAAAGAACUUGGUGGUAGCUGUUACCAGUAUAAAGUGGAUCUCGGUAACAAAGACGAGAUUUAUGAAACGGCUCGAAAGGUGAACGAAGAUAUUGGAAUGGUUCAUAUACUAAUAAACAAUGCUGGCAUUGUGACUGGUCGAAAAUUUUUGGAGUGUCCUGAUGAAUUGAUAGAAAAGACUAUUGAUGUCAAUACAAUGGCACACUUCUGGACUGUGAAAGCAUUUCUACCAGCCAUGAUCAAAGAAAACCAUGGACAUGUUGUAACUGUAGCGAGUGCAGCGGGUCUCCUUGGUGUCAAUAGCCUUACUGAUUAUUGUGCCAGCAAGUUUGCAGUGGUAGGAUUUGAAGAGAGUCUUCGAUUCGAACUUGAAGUAUUAGGCAAAGAUGGUGUUCACACAACAGUGGUCUGCCCUUUCUAUAUAAACACAGGCAUGUUCAAUGGUGUCAAAGUUCGAUUUCCUUACCUGAUGCCUAUAUUGGAACCAGGAUAUGUAUCAGAUAAAAUUGUUGAGGCUGUACGUUGUAACACUCAUAUUUUAUACAUCCCACGGUUGCUCUAUUACACACUUGGACUAAAAGGAAUAUUGCCACACAAAUGCAUAUCCCUGCUUGCUCGUUUCUUUGGAGUAUCUACAGACAUGGAAAAAUUCAAGGGUAAACUGGGACAAAAGAAAGAAUGAUCUUUCUGAGUUUAUUCACAGGUACUUGCCGGUGAGAUGUAUGUCAGUGGUUUGUAACUUCUUUGCUACCACUCAAAGUAUGGAGACAUUUAUUGGCCGACAAAAACAAGAAUGAAUCUUCUCCAUACACUCACACUACCACAUUUACAUGCAUACACAGAGAAACACAUAUACAAAUAUAUACAUGCACACAAAUAAGUAUCUAUAGGCUUAUUAAUUAAUUCAGAGGCAGACACUUGCUCUGAUAAAAAUGUAUAAACGCACAGUGCACAGGAAUACACACACUCACACAUAUAUAUUCAAACAUACAUACAUACAUUAUCAAAUGAAAUGUCAUCUUGGACUAAAGUCUGAAUACAAAAACGAAAUUUAAGAUUUUUUCUCAAUUUUUUUUUAUUAAGUAUAGAAAUCAGUUAUCUACUAGCUACUUGCGCAAGUAAGAAAACUUAUAUUAUGUAUUAUUGUAUAUGAAUGAUAAAAUAUUACUUCAUAAUUUCUUGUUUAUUUGAGAUUUAAGCUAUCAUAGUAGAUGUCAGUGUUUUAUUAAAAUAAGGAGCUAUCAUUUGAAAUAAGGGCUUAGAUUCUUCCUUUGCCUAGCAAUGGACUCCCAUACAGGAAGAUAUCAGCACAGCUAAAAGUAUCAGUUGACGAUGUCCAGAAAGCUUAUUGUCAUUUUCAUUUGAUAGAUGUGCACAAAUGACAUGGAAUGUCAGGUAAACCUUGUACCAAAAUCUUCAAACCAAAUGUGUGAUUGAUUGUCUUUGUGUUGCAUCGCCAUUUACAGGGAAGAAUUCUAUGUUAAGACUAUAAGUUGUUGAUUGCUGGAAGACUUAAAUAAUUGCUUUAAGUACAGCAAAAUAAAUAAGGCUUUCACAGAAGACAUCUAGGAUUAUCUGUGCUUCUGCAGUGAUAAUAAAAACUGGACUAAUGUGGGCUGGUUAAAUGUAAUGUUUAUGACAAAACAGCCAUUAAAGAUUUACAUCUAAAACUCCUUUUGUUUGUCAUCCAUCAAACUCAAAGUACAAUCUUAUGUAUAUAUUCUCGUAUGAGUCAAGCAAUGGCCAUCCAUUAUGAUAUGGGUGGUGGUGGUGGGAGGGUUAUUUCUUCAAAGGGCAGCACUGGUAUUUGGAUAAUAUCCCACAAUAUUAAUUCUGAAACUUACCUAGAUGUUCCACUGAAGCUGUUCCUUAUUCAUAUAAGCAUCCUUAAUUGCAAUAUAUUCCAACAUGGAUUUUCUACAUAUAUCCAAAGAAUAGCUUAGUGCUAGCUAAUGAGAUUACUGUAUUGGGUAAAUGACCGGCAUAAUCUUUUGGUCUGAACCCUAAAGAAAAUCUGCAGGAUUAUAUUGAGAACAAAAUUUGAAACAGAAAAUGUUUAAUAAUUUUCCAAUUUAAAAGAUACUGCAUGGGAAAAUAACUAGAGAUUACUAUAAAAAAAUUUGGUUAAAAGCAUGUCUAACCAUGUCACUGCUGUAUUAGAGGUUAGGUGAUUAUAAUACCAAAUAUUUAGUUGUAUAACAUUGAUAUUUCCUUUUGUAAGCAUACAGGGAAGUAGGAAAAACGCCUAGGGUAGAGAAAGAUAGACCACCUGUCCAACUUCAGAAAUCUCUCUUUUGUUAGUCAUUAUGUUAUCUGAUUAUAUUACUAAAUGCAUUCCUUAUUUUUCUUCUUUUUUUAUUUACAUCAUCAAUUACAUUUUAAAACUUUUUUUUGUCAAUGUAUUCAGACUUUUCAAUGAGACUAUAUUGAUAAUAAAUGAUUCACACAUACACAUAUAAAUGAUACAUAUACACACACAGCCUUGCACAUCAUUGAUAUAAACAUUGGUGAGUGAACAAGAACAAGCUUCACUAAAAGUCAGCUGAAAAUAUGCAUACAUAAAUAAAUUAAUUUCUAAAUUAAAUUA
This is a messenger RNA of Octopus sinensis (East Asian common octopus), 3523 nucleotides long. RefSeq names its product epidermal retinol dehydrogenase 2. The transcript has 8 exons. The record is from RefSeq and is a predicted model, not a curated record. Lineage: Eukaryota; Metazoa; Mollusca; Cephalopoda; Octopoda; Octopodidae. Bases 683 to 1618 code for a protein of 311 amino acids. Gene Ontology annotation, cellular component: lipid droplet. Gene Ontology annotation, molecular function: oxidoreductase activity, acting on the CH-OH group of donors, NAD or NADP as acceptor.